Molecule: messenger RNA, 2040 nt
Organism: Stomoxys calcitrans (stable fly)
Lineage: Eukaryota; Metazoa; Arthropoda; Insecta; Diptera; Muscidae
Product: arylsulfatase B-like
Exons: 7
Coding region: 1-1791 (596 amino acids)
Source: RefSeq, a predicted model, not a curated record
AUGAGUUCAGUUGAUUCCUUCAAUUCUUCGGAACCUGAUUUACUCUGCACUGUUGAACCGAUAAUGCGGAUUUCUACAUCAUAUUUUGAAAUAUUUUUCGGCAUUUUUUAUAGCCAGCAGCUAAUCACAGUCUCCACAGAGUUUGUGCCUCCAAAUAUUGUUGUGAUUAUGGCAGAUGAUAUGGGUUUUGAUGACGUCAGUUUUCGUGGCAACAAUGAAUUCCUAACACCCAACAUUGAUGCCUUGGCCUAUCAUGGAAAAGUGUUAAAUCAUCUGUAUGCGGCACCAAUGUGUACACCAACGAGAGCAAGUUUUCUUAGUGGAAGAUAUCCCAUACAUACAGGUUCGCAACAUAAUGUUAUGUUCAAUGAGGAACCCUGGGAUAUGUUGGAAAAUCAAAUGACUUUGGCAGAGAUUUUACAAAAUAAUGGAUAUUCCACAAACUUGGUGGGUAAAUGGCAUUUGGGCAUGGGGAGUCGAGAGUAUACACCAACCUUUAAGGGAUUCGAUUAUCAUUAUGGCUAUUGGGGCCCUUAUAUUGACUACUAUGAGAAGAGAGUUAGGCAACCGUCAAAUUUUAGCAUGGGCUAUGAUUUUCGCAAAAAUUUAGAACUUGAGUGCACACCUCCCAACACGUAUGUUACGGAUCUAUUGACUGAUGAGGCAGAACGCAUCAUUUUACAAAGAAACAAUUCAUUGCAGCCUUUAUUUUUAUUCCUUUCCCACAUGGCUCCCCAUUCUGCAAACCCGGAAAAUCCUUUACAAGCACCACAGGAGAAAAUUGACAAAUUUUCUUAUAUUCCUGACAUAAGAAGAAGAACGUAUGCAGCUAUGGUCUCACUAUUAGAUGAAAGUGUUGGACGAAUCGUCAGAGCCUUGGACAUAGCCCAAAUUCUAAGUAAUACCAUACUUAUAUUCUAUUCUGAUAACGGAGCACCUACUAGAGGAUUACUUCUGAAUACCGGCUCUAACUGGCCUUUUAGAGGACAAAAAAAUUCACCUUGGGAGGGAGGAGUGCGUGUAGCCGGUGCUAUAUGGAGUCCUUUAUUACCCCAUUGCAAUGGGGUUUUUGAAGAACCCAUCUAUGUAGGCGACUGGUUGCCCACAUUGGCAGCAGCGUCCAACAUAAAUCUCGAACUAAAUUUAGACGGCAUAAAUAUGUGGCCCGAUUUGACCACUUGCCAAACAAAUACAAAUAUCUUCAAUAGACGCAAUCGAGAAAUUCUUCAUGUGAUGGAUGAUAUGUGGCAGCUGACUUCCUACAUGAUAGGUCAAUACAAAUACAUACAAGGAACAACAGUAAAUGGUACAUUUGAUGGUUUCCUUAGUCGAAGAGAUGAAAAUAUAAUAGAUCCUAGAACUGAGUUUUAUGGCCAGCUUAUACUAGAUACCAUUACGUCAAGAAGUUUGCAGAGAUAUGAGAGUACUCCUAUGACUUUUGAGAGAAUACAAAUAUUGCGAGCUCAAAAUAAAGUGGAAUGUGGUGCACCAGGCCCAAACUGCGAUCCUCUUAGAGGCGAUUGUCUCUUCAACAUUUGGCAAGAUCCUUGUGAGCGAAAUAAUUUGGCUAGCCAAACAGAAAUGCAGGAUAUUUUACAGUCAAUACGUUUGCGGCUGGCAGAACUAAGAAGCACAGCCAUCAGACCCAAGACGGGAGGUGUAAUGCUAGAUUUUGAUCCUGCCCUUCAUAAUUGCAUGUGGGCCAACUAUUUGGAAGAAACUCCUACAGAGUAUAUCUUAAAUUGUGACUAUUAUUCUCCGCCCUGUCAGGAAUUUAACAUUAUUGGAUAAUGCUGAUUACAAGUUCUCCAGAUAGUUAAUAUAUUGGGUUGCCCAAAAAGUAAUUACGGAUUUUUUAAAAGAAAGUAAAUGCAUUUUUAAUAAAACUUAGAAUGAACUUUAAUCAAAUAUACUUUUUUUAAACUUUUUUUCUAAAGCAAGCUAAAAGUUACAGCUGAUAACUGACAGAAGAAAGAAUGUCAACGCCGACUAUAUGAAAAAUCCCCAAUUACUUUUUGGGCAACCAAUAUUUGGUAUUAA